CACAGAGAGGAACUGUGGUUCAUUCUGAUGUUUCUCUUCCUCAGCAAAAACUUAUCCACCCUAUCUGGCUCUCCUCCUCUGUUUCACUGCAUCUUCAUCUUUCAUCAAAUGAUCCAUCUAUCAGCCACCUGCAGCUGAUCUUUUAAGCCACACUUCAGCCACAACAUGAGCAUGCGGAAACUGAGUUUCAAGUGGUUCGGCAGCCUCACCAACCUCUCUUUUCGCCGCUCCAGUGAUAAAUCCGACUCCAAGUCUUCUCAAUCAAAGUCUGAGUGUGCACUUGGAGAUGGCAGUGACCGUGCUGCUGUCCCCACAAAGGUCCUGGCUUCAGUUGCUGAAACAACAGUGGACGACUUGGGUGCCAUACGCCCUCGCACAGCCAGCUACGUACGCUCCAGUGAAAGUUACACACAUGUAGGCACGCUGCCACGGCUGCUGAGGAGGAAGAGGGAAAAGAGUACCAAAGGAGGCCCCAGUGGCAGUAAGAAGAGUAAAGACAAGAGCAGCACCAGCAGAAGUCAAAGCCAGCGACUUCCAGGGGACAAAGACCAUGACCUCCCAAGAAUCACAGCCACCUCAUGCAAAGCGACUGGGGAUGAAGCUGCAGUUAAAGCUGACAACCAAGACUCUGCCACUGAUCCCAAGACGCAGAUGGAAGCCACAGGUGAAAUCAAUGUCACAAGCACCCAAAACAUCAUCUCUGGACCCACAGGCGUCUGUGAAGAUGUGUCACCAUCUGGUGGCCCAAGUGCUACACUCCAAGCAGAGACUGGUGACAAGCAAGAAACCGGCCAGGCAGGAGCAGACUUGAACCCUGAAGAGACUUCAUCACGUCCACCAAGCCAGGGGAGCGAUCAGUCCGAGACUCUUGAGCAUGACGGGUUAGAGUCUGGGCUUGUAUCUAAAACAGUGGAGGUCACAGAGAGUGGAGAGCAGACCGAAGGAGCAGAUGAAGGAAACCAAAAGUCUGACAGCCCUCACAGCCACAUGGAGCCAGCAGAAAACCAGGGUGAAUAUGUGCAGUUCUCCAAGGAGAAGUACCUGCUGGAGUCUCCCCCUGAGAAACUUCGUAAGGAGCUGGAGGAGGAGCUGAAACUGAGCCCUGCUGACAUCCGGAGCCAUGGCUGGUACCAUGGACACAUACCCAGAGAGGUGUCAGAGACUCUGGUUUUGCGUAAUGGAGAUUUCCUGGUGCGUGACUCUCUGACCAGUGUGGGUGACUAUGUUCUGACCUGUCGAUGGAAUAAUGAAGUGCUGCACUUCAAGAUUAGCAAAGUCCUGGUCAAAUCGAAUGAGACCAAGGUGCAGUACGUGUUGGAGACCGACAGUUUCGAUUCGGUCCAGGAGCUUGUGCGGUUCUACGUAGGCCAGCGCAAAUCUGUCUCCCAGUCCAGCGGUGCCCACAUCUACUGUCCUGUCAGCAGGACUCUCCCUCUGCGCUACCUGGAGGCCACCUUCGCACUGUCCAGCAGCAAGCAAGGCUCUGCCUACUCACCGUCCAGUCAGAGGGGAGCGUACAUCAAGAGAAGGAGCGUCACCAUGACUGAUGGGCUGACGACGGAGAAAAUGAUACCUCACAGCCCGUCAACAAUCCACCACCACAAAGAUGCAAUGCGGAACUGUGCCAUGAGCAUGGACCAGAUUCAGGAAUAUCGUUGCCCCUUAUCACCUGUUGGGGAAACCCCACUGUCUCCUGCAUAUAGUGCUAUCACCAGACAAAGAGCCCACUCAGGCGGGCGGGUCCUGGCUGUCGUCCCACCCUCCCCUGUGAUGCGUCGUUCCAGCGACCCCCAGGUCAGCCCCUCAGCCAGUGACAACCCUCCAGAGCAUCCCGCGCAUACCUCUCAUUCGGCGCACUCCACACCUGCCCAUCAUCCCAGCUACCAAUCACAUUCCUCAGAAACAGCAGGGAGCUACUGUGACCUCAGACCUUGCCCACCCGGGCCCCCCAAGCCCCCGGCCAAGAGCUACGUGGAGCGAUUGCGAGUCGAGGAAGGGAGGGAGGAUGGAGCGAGGGAGGAAGGAGAGGGGAUGUUCUGUGCUCCACAGGUGGAAACAGCAUCCUCAUUCAGACCAUCCAGGUACGAGUCUUGCCUUUUGCCAGCUGAGAAUAAGCCUCUGGAGAUGUCGGUGCUGAAGAGAGUCAAAGAGCUGCUGGCUGAGGUGGAUGCAAGGACUGCGGCUAAACACAUCACCAUGGUGGACUGCACGGUGGCUAGAAUAUUGGGCGUAACCUCAGAGAUGCAAAGGAUGAUGGGAGUGUCCUCAGGGCUGGAGUUACUGACACUUCCACAUGGACACCAGCUGAGACUUGACCUGCUGGAGAGGUUCUACACCAUGUCUAUUAUGAUGGCAGUGGACCUGCUGGGCUGCACAGGAAGCACGGAGGAGAGGGCGGCCUUGCUCCAUAAGACCAUCCAGUUGGCAGCGGAGUUGAAAAGCAACCUGGGCAACAUGUUUGGCUUUGCUGCAGUGAUGAGAGCCCUGGAGUUGCCACAGAUUUCCCGCCUGGAACAGACGUGGGUGACAUUACGGCAGAGACAUACAGAGGGUGCUAUUUUAUAUGAGAAGAAACUCAAACCUUUCAUGAAGAAUAUGAACGAUGGCAAAGAGUCUAGUGUUCUGUCCAAUACCUCCUUUCCCCACAUCAUUCCCGUCCUGUCCCUGUUGGAGCGAGGCAUGGCUCUCGGGGAGGUGCUGGAGCCGUGGGAGAGCUCAGAGGUUGGAGUAGAUGUGGUCAUGUACCACCUAGAGUCAGCUCGUAACGUCGCACAUCACGGGGGAAUCUACAGAACCAACGCUGAGACCAAACUGCAGGGAGUCCAGGAGCGAGCAGAGAUACACGAGAUCUUCCAGACGGAGUUUCAGAUGCGUCUCCUUUGGGGCAGCCGUGGCUCUGAGGGCAGCCAAUCGGAGCGUUACGAGAAGUUUGACAAGGUUCUCACUGCCCUGUCACACAAGCUGGAGCCUCCUGUGCGCCACAGCGAGCUAUAGCACCUACCCCAUCUCCCGCAAUCGAAAAAACACCCCCAUCUGCACUCACCACUCAUAGUGGAACAGUCUUGUUUUGCACCGCUGGGGAUGAUGUGGAAAAGUCCAGUAUGAACACAGGGAGGGGUGAGAGCAUAUGCAGAGGCAGCUAAAAGAGCAUGUGCAUUGAGCACUAUGAAUAAAGAAAAGAAGGUUACUCACUUAUAGCGUGUUGCACUGACUGUGGACUCCAAAUAGGGCAUGGAGAUCCUUCUGUUCCUCCCUUUGGACUUCCUCACUUAGCGCUAAAAUAUUUAAAUGGCAACAAAUCAGAGACAAGCUAAGUAGAAAAGAAUAUGGGGGACAUAGGUGACCCGCUCCUCUGCUUGGUACAAACAGUAACAUGUGUACGGUGUGCCCCGAGGACCAAACAGAGCUGCAGAGUUUGGCUUUACUCCAAUAAAACACAGACACUCUUGUUUCAACUGCUGUCACACACUGUAGCAGAAAUAACAACAAUAACUUACAUAGCUCAUAUAUAGAUGUUUUGUCUGUGCGAAUGAGUGAGUGUCUGUCUGUUUGUAUGCAUAUGUAUGUAUGUUUACAUUCCUUUAUUUUUGUGUGUCAUUAAUGUUCCAUGUGUUUUGGGGUUUUUUUGUCUUAUUUAUUUGAUUGGAUCAAAGGAUAUCAGAACAUUAUGGAUGUUGCUUCACCAAAAGUCAUGAGAAUCUGUCAGUGCUCAUUCUGAGGGAACCAUGUUCAUAAAAGCUCAUUAAAAAUGUAUCAAGCAGUCCCAUUGAAUCCCAUUAAAAAUGUAUCAGGCAUGCAUUAAUAAAUGUAUCAGAAAUGAAACAUUUGCAAAAGUAAUGCUGCAACUUCGGCACGAGGGCUUUGCAAGUUGUUAAAAACAUUAAGAGGAACAAAGCAAUCCUCCCUCUGUUGUAACUGUUCAACUAAUACAUUUGAUAUUGUGUGUCUUGUGCACAAAAUGUAGCUAAACACAAGCAUUGUGUGACAGAGGAAAACUGGGAUGCAUACUCUUUAAAUCUAGUUGAAGCAAUGUUUCACUUAGUAUAGAAACAUUUAUGAACAUGCUUUGGUACGACUCUAGCUUCAGCAAUCUGGAGCAGCAGUUUGUAAAUUUCCAGAAAUAAUUAAAAUGGUUGAUGCAUGCAGCUAUAAAUGUUGCACCAAGUAAAAUGUUGCUUUAAACUAAUAAUUUAGAUAUAAAGAUGUGUCAAAGUAUAAGAUAUUUUAUGUCUGUGGAUGACCUUGAAGGGUACUCGAUAGAUGGAGAAAAAUUUGACAUCUUUCAUCUCUUAUUGGGUUUGGAGAUAUAAAUGGAAAAAAAAAAACUUCCAAACUGAAUCAAUGAAGGACAUGUAAACCACAGCCCUGCUACAGAGAAUUUUUUUUCUUUUAUAUGUUUUGAAUUCGUGUUUUGGCAAUAGAGCUUAAAUGAUCUGAAUCGUUUUAUUUUAAUGGGAAUUACAUUUUGGUUGAGUGUUCGGUGUUAAAUCAUUGCUGUAUUUACAGUAUGUGGGCCUGAGAGGGCUGGAGCCAACUCUCAGGGCUAUGCAAUCGUUUCAACCAAGGGCUGAGACCCCUAAAGAGCAGACACCCAUUCAGAAUGUUUAAGGAAAUCUUUGUCAGUUUUUCACUUUUUCUCCUGACAUCACCUUGUUUUUUGAAAUGUUUAUGCUUUGUUAUUUCUAACCUUUUCUUAUCCAAACUAAUAAUCUAUAUAUGAAUACAUUUCAUAUAAGAUAUCAAUCAAAUAAUUCUAAAAAAUGAAUGUUCCUUAAAUGUCCCACUUUCUAGCCUGAACCGUAUUUGGGCUAAGCUGUACAGAUCAGAGUUCAUGAGAUGUGGAGUCAUAUGCCAGUUCCCGCUGUGGUCCAACAGGGGGCGAUCUUUAGUCAGCAAAAAAACCACUGAAUCUUUAAUUGUAAUACAAUAUAACAGAUGAACACAUACACACAAUGGAAAUGUUUAUUGUGUGUGUUUUUAGACCAAGAGGAUGCCUGCUGGUUUAGGUUUGAUAUCUACGAUCUCCAAUGAUUGAAAAUGAAAAUUGACAAUGAUGUAAUGUUUUUAUUUGUCCUCUGUUGAAUGCUGUACAGGAAUGCUCUGACAGUGUGUGGACUCUCCUGUUAUGUGUGACAGGGCUGUAUGAGAUGGACUUGAAAAGCAAAAAGACAAGAAAUGAUUUAGGACUGAUCUCAUGUUUUUUUACUUACUGUACAUAGCAAUUCACUUUUUUUUCAAAUAAAAUGAUUGCUUGUC
Molecule: messenger RNA, 5256 nt
Organism: Toxotes jaculatrix (banded archerfish)
Lineage: Eukaryota; Metazoa; Chordata; Actinopteri; Toxotidae
Gene: sh2d3ca
Product: SH2 domain containing 3Ca
Exons: 15
Coding region: 166-2994 (942 amino acids)
Biological process (GO): small GTPase-mediated signal transduction; positive regulation of peptidyl-serine phosphorylation
Molecular function (GO): guanyl-nucleotide exchange factor activity; phosphotyrosine residue binding
Source: RefSeq, a predicted model, not a curated record